AUGUCUAUCGACCGCUCCCUCACCCUGCUCCAUUCUCCUUCCACCGUCUAUCCACCGCUCCCUCACCCUGCUCCAUUCUCCUUACACGUCUAUCCACCUCUCCCUCACCCUGCUCCAUUCUCCUUCCACCAUCUAUCCACCUCUCCCUCACCCUGCUCCAUUCUCCUUCCACCUUCUAUUAACCGCUCCCUCACCCUGCUCUAUUCUCCUUCCACCGUCUAUCCACCUCUCCCUCACCCUGCUCCAUUCUCCUUCCACCUUCUAUCCACCGCUCCCUCACCCUGCUCCAUUCUCCUUCCACCUUCUAUCUACCGCUCGCUCACUCUGCUCCAUUCUCCUUCCUCCGUCUAUCCACCGCUCCCUCACCCUGCUCCAUUCUCCUUCCACCGUCUAUCCACCGCUCCCUCACCCUGCUCCAUUCUCCUUCCAUCGCUCCCUCACCCUGCUCCAUUCUCCUUCCACCGUCUAUCCACCUCUCCCUCACCCUGCUCCAUUCUCCUUCCACCGUCUAUCCACCGCUCCCUCACCCUGCUUCAUUCUCCUUCCACCGCUCCCUCACCCUGCUCCAUUCUCCUUCCACCGUCUAUCCACCGCUCCCUCACCCUGCUCCUUUCUCCUUCCACUGCUCCCUCACCCUGCUCCAUUCUCCUUCCACCAUCUAUCCACCGCUCCCUCACCCUGCUCCAUUCUCCUUCCACCAUCUAUCCACCGCUCCCUCGCCCUGCUCCAUUCUCCUUCCACCGUCUAUCCACCGCUCCCUCACCCUGCUCCAUUCUCCUUCCACCGCUCCCUCACCCUGCUCCAUUCUCCUUCCACCAUCUAUCCACCGCUCCCUCACCCUGCGCCAUUCUCCUUCCACCAUCUAUCCACCGCUCCCUCACCCUGCUCCAUUCUCCUUCCACCUUCUAUCCACUGCCCCCUCACCAUGCUCCAUUCUCCUUCCUAUGUCUAUCCACCGCUCCCUCACCCUGCUCCAUUCUCCUUUCACCUUCUAUCCACCGCUCCCUCACCCUGCUCCAUUCUCCUUCCACCGUCUAUCCACCGCUCCCUCACCCUGCUCCUUUCUCCUUCCACUGCUCCCUCACCCUGCUCCAUUCUCCUUCCACCAUCUAUCCACCGCUCCCUCACCCUGCUCCAUUCUCCUUCCACCAUCUAUCCACCGCUCCCUCACCCUGCUCCAUUCUCCUUCCACCGUCUAUCCACCGCUCCCUCACCCUGCUCCAUUCUCCUUCCACCGCUCCCCCACCCUGCUCCAUUCUCCUUCCACCAUCUAUCCACCGCUCCCUCACCCUGCGCCAUUCUCCUUCCACCAUCUAUCCACCGCUCCCUCACCCUGCUCCAUUCUCCUUCCACCUUCUAUCCACUGCCCCCUCACCAUGCUCCAUUCUCCUUCCUCCGUCUAUCCACCGCUCCCUCACCCUGCUCCAUUCUCCUUCCACCUUCUAUCCACCGCUCCCUCACCCUGCUCCAUUCUCCUUCCACGGCUCCCUCAUCCUGCUCCAUUCUCCUUCCACCAUCUAUCCACCGCUCCCUCACCAUGCUCCAUUCUCCUUCCACCAUCUAUCCACCGCUCCCUCACCCUGCUCCAUUCUCCUUCCACCUUCUAUCCACCACUCCCUCACCCUGCUCCAUUCUCCUUCCACCGCUCCCUCACCCUGCUCCAUUCUCCUUCCACCGUCUAUCCACCUCUCCCUCACCCUGCCGACUUAUUCCAACUUUCCGCUCUGA
Molecule: messenger RNA, 1728 nt
Organism: Lampris incognitus (smalleye Pacific opah)
Lineage: Eukaryota; Metazoa; Chordata; Actinopteri; Lampriformes; Lampridae
Exons: 1
Coding region: 1-1728 (575 amino acids)
Source: RefSeq, a predicted model, not a curated record